Molecule: messenger RNA, 1078 nt
Organism: Juglans regia (Persian walnut)
Lineage: Eukaryota; Viridiplantae; Streptophyta; Magnoliopsida; Fagales; Juglandaceae
Product: cytochrome b561 domain-containing protein At4g18260-like
Exons: 4
Coding region: 90-890 (266 amino acids)
Molecular function (GO): transmembrane monodehydroascorbate reductase activity
Source: RefSeq, a predicted model, not a curated record
GGGUAAAGAGAGAGAGAACAUUAAGAUAUAUAGUAAUUGAGGCAGCUAGGAUCUGUGGUUAUAUUCUUGCUUUCCCUUGAGAUUGAAGAAUGCAAAACUUUCACAAGCUAGCACCUUUCUCUAUCCCUGCAUUCUAUGUCAUUCUUCUACCAUUAGUUAGCUGUUCAUUCCAUGAAGAAGUGAAUCAUGAUCAGUAUGGCAGUCACAAGAGCAUUAGACAUUACUUUCACAAGCCAAGUCCUCAGUUGUCAUCUGAUGUUACAAUUCAUGGGGUUCUCCUAUGGUUCUCACUCGGACUCUUAAUGCCUAUUGCGAUACUUGCUAUCAGAAUGUCUAGUAGAGAGGAACCACGGUCCACGCGGCUCAAAAUCCUUUUCUAUCUCCAUGUUAUUUUGCAGAUACUUUCAGCACUUCUUGCCACAGCUGGAGCAGUCAUGUCGUUCAAAAAAUUUGAGAAUUCAUUCAGCAACAGCCACCAAAGACUAGGUCUAGCACUUUAUUGUGGCAUAUGGGUGCAAGCCUUCAUCGGAAUUUUCAGGCCUAAGAGGGGGAAAAAAGAAAGAAGAUUGUGGUACUUUGUGCAUUGGAUGCUUGGGACGAUAAUCUCUCUUUGUGGGAUCAUCAACAUCUACACAGGCUUAAGAGCUUACAGUAAGAAAACAAGAAGAAGUACAGCCAUUUGGACAGUGCUUUUCACAGCAGAGGUCUCUUUCAUUGCUUUCUUUUACCUCUUCCAAGACAAAUGGGAAUAUAUGCAAAAGCAAGGGGAGAUUUCAGGGAAUGUUCCCAUCACACUUUCCAAUCAACAAAUUCCUGAAGGCCCCAACCAAAAGGAGCUGUUGCCUGAACCAUGUGGGAAGCGCAAUGCACUCAAGAAUUUGUUUGACUGAUAUGGGAUUCUUUAUUACCUUUUUCUUUAUGGUUUGCUCAUUUGCCUUUUGUUUUUUGAUGCCUGCACUUUUUGCAAGCGGAAGGUGAUUUCCCAAAAGAAUGCAUUAUUGGAGUGCAUGCAUCAAAAAGCAGAGUUCGGAUUGUCCAUUCAGAUAUGUAUAUUCUAGGUACCUCUUUCAUGUGAUGA